UUUAUCAUAGCUCUUCGGUUUUCUAUAUAUUACUAUAGCCCAUUUUCAUUUCUCCAUAAAACAGAUUGCUACCUUAGACUUAUCCACUUCAGAUAACAAACUUAAAUAGUCAAAAUGUCCACACUUACUCAGCAAUGGCAACCAAUGGAGAAAACCAGAAUUCAAGAUACCAAGAAGUUGGACACAAAAGUCUCUUGCAAAGCGAUGCACUUUAUCAGUAUAUUCUUGAAACAAGUGUGUACCCAAGAGAGCCUGAAGCCAUAAAAGAGCUAAGAGAGACUACUGCAAAACACCCUUGGAAUAUCAUGACCGCCUCUGCUGAUGAAGGACAAUUUUUGAGCAUGCUUCUCAAACUCAUCAAUGCGAAGAAUACCAUGGAGAUUGGUGUUUUUACUGGUUACUCUCUGCUUGCUACUGCCAUGGCUCUUCCCCAUGAUGGCAAGUUCUGGCCAUGGAUAUCAACCGGGAAAACUAUGAGAUUGGUCUACCAAUAAUUGACAAAGCCGGGCUAGCUCACAAAAUCGAAUUCAAAGAAGGCCCUGCACUUCCUGUUCUUGACCAGAUGAUUGAAAACGGCAAAUACCAUGGAACAUAUGAUUUCAUAUUUGUGGAUGCUGAUAAAGACAACUACUUGAACUAUCACAAGAGAUUAAUUGAUUUGGUCAAGGUUGGUGGACUAAUUGGCUAUGAUAACACCCUUUGGAAUGUGAGUGA
Messenger RNA from Lycium barbarum (goji berry), 714 nucleotides. RefSeq names its product caffeoyl-CoA O-methyltransferase 3-like. The transcript has 5 exons. Gene Ontology annotation, molecular function: S-adenosylmethionine-dependent methyltransferase activity; O-methyltransferase activity. Bases 135 to 494 code for a protein of 119 amino acids. The record is from RefSeq and is a predicted model, not a curated record. Lineage: Eukaryota; Viridiplantae; Streptophyta; Magnoliopsida; Solanales; Solanaceae.